Messenger RNA from Sardina pilchardus (European sardine), 3753 nucleotides. RefSeq names its product aminopeptidase Ey-like. The coding region runs from base 1 to 2763 and encodes 920 amino acids. Gene Ontology annotation, biological process: proteolysis; peptide catabolic process. Gene Ontology annotation, cellular component: cytoplasm; plasma membrane. NCBI's taxonomy places the organism in Eukaryota, Metazoa, Chordata, Actinopteri, Clupeiformes, Clupeidae. The transcript is spliced from 20 exons. Gene Ontology annotation, molecular function: metalloaminopeptidase activity; zinc ion binding; peptide binding. The record is from RefSeq and is a predicted model, not a curated record.
AUGACCAGGACGAGAGGGGCCCGCGUCAGGAAGCUUGUGGUGGUGGGGCUGGUGCUCGGGGCCGCCGUGGUGGUCACCAUCAUCACCCUGUCUGUGCGCUACGCCCAACAGGACGGGCCCUGGGUCCGGUACCGGCUACCGGACUCGCUCAAGCCACACCAAUACAACAUCACCCUGUGGCCUCGCCUGGCAAAGAACGAGCACGGCAAGUACAUCUUCACUGGACACUCUACCGUGAGCUUUGAGUGCGUGAAGGAGACAGACCUGAUCCUCAUUCACUCCAAAAGGCUCGAGUUGAACAAGUCCAACGGGCAUCACGCAACACUGACCGGACUUGGUGGUGCAGUUGCACCAACUAUCAAGGCCACAGGGCUUCAGGUGACCACAGAGUACCUGGUCAUCCAGCUCAAUGGCAAACUAGAGGCAGGGAAGUCCUACCAACUCUAUACCAGCUUCACUGGAGAACUGGCGGAUGACCUGAGAGGAUUUUAUAGGAGUGAAUACUCUGAAGAAACAGGGUUGAAAGUCCUUGCCGCAACUCAGAUGGAGGCCACUGAGGCUAGGAAAGCCUUUCCCUGCUUUGACGAGCCCGCUUUGAAAGCUGUCUUUCACCUGACUCUCAUCCACAGCCGCAACACUGUAGCCCUGUCCAACGGCAUGAAGAUUGGGUCUGUUAAUACCACAGUGGACGGAGUGGAGGUGUCCGUGACCACAUUUGAACCGACACCAAUUAUGUCUUCCUACCUGGUGGCCUUCGCUGUUUGUGAAUAUGGCUCCAUCGGAACUCCAGCAGGUGCCAAAGUCUUGGUUCGUGUCUGGGCCCAACGACAGGCCAUCGCCGAAGGUCAGGCUGACUAUGCCCUGAAGAAGGCUGCCUCCAUUCUGGACUAUUUGGAGAGAUACUACAAUGUCACAUUUCCCCUCAAGAAAUUAGACCAUGUAGCUCUGCCUGCUAUGGACGCUACGGCGAUGGAGAACUGGGGCCUGGUAACGUACAGCAAAAAUGUCCUUGUGCGCACUCAGUCGGCGUUCGGACGACAUUUUUCAGUUGGUGUCAUAGCCCAUGAGCUGGGUCACAUGUGGUUUGGGAACCUGGUUACGAUGAAAUGGUGGAAUGACAUAUGGCUGAACGAAGCCUUCGCCACCUACGUCUCCCGUCUGGUCGCAGCCAUGACUGAGCCACAUGAUGAACUGAGAGACACAAUGCUCUGGUAUGAUAUGAAAUUAGUGUUUGAGAUGGAUGCUAGAACCAACUCAAAGCCUCUUGCCUACCCAGAGGAAGAGAUCAACACCCCAACAGAGAUAAGCCAGCUUUUUGGCCCCAUCGCCUAUGACAAAGGGGCAUGUGUGCUGAAGAUGCUUUCAGAGUUUCUGACAGAGGCAGUCUUUUCCAAAGGUCUGAGUAACUACCUUCAUGCAUUCGCAUACCAAAACACAAUGACCACAGACCUCUGGGAACAUCUACAAGCUGAGGUGGACCGUUCUCCUGCUCUGAAACUUCCGGGCACCAUCCCGGAGAUCAUGAACCCUUGGGUCUUCCAGAUGGGCUUCCCUGUCGUCACCAUAGAUACCACAACAGGAACCAUCAGCCAAAAACACUUCCUGACUGACUCGGACUCAGUGGUGGAGAGACCCUCCAUCUACAAUUACGAGUGGUUCGUGCCCAUAACAUGGAAGCGUAAUGGAACGAUACAGGAGCGGAAAUGGCUGCUUUCCAAGUCAGAUGUGCACGAGCCAAUGAAGACUUCAGAAUGGAUUCUGGCCAACCUGAAUGUAGAUGGAUUCUACAGAGUGAACUAUGACGAUGGCAACUGGGAACGGCUUUCUGCAGAGCUACAAAGUGACAGCAAGGCAAUUCCAGUCCUCAACCGGGCUCAGAUUAUAGAUGAUGCAUUUCACCUGGCCCAGGCAAAUAUGACUGACAUAGUCCUGGCUCUGAAAACAACACAGUACCUGACAAAAGAGACAGACUACGCACCAUGGGAAUCAGCUCUACUUGGCCUAGAACCUCUGAUUCACAUGCCCCCCCACAUACACAGAGCUACACAGAAAUACAUCAAGAAACAAGUUGAAUCCAUUUUUAUGCACAUCAAGAAUGCUGCUGUGAACGGGACAAAGGAUUUUAUCUUUGUCCAAAAGAGAAUCUUCGACAUAGCCUGUAGAGUGGGUUUGGAAGGCUGUACUGACCUGGCUCGGGCCUGGUUCCAAGAGUGGAUGAACAAUACCCUGGAGAACCCGAUCCCUUACAUGUUGGAGUAUAUUGUGUACUGUCAUGGCGUCGCCACUGGGGGGCAGAAGGAGUGGGACUUUGUCUGGGGCACACUGAGAAACACAAGUGAUGAGUAUAAGCAGUCAGGACUGACCUAUGGUCUGUCCUGCACUAAAGACCCCGGGAUGCUCAACAGGACUCUACAGAACUUACUAGACCCCUCCAUGGGCAAUAGUCUAGCCCAUCGCAUUGAGAAUAUUUCUUACCUUGAGCAUUUCCAGCCGCUGCUGUGGGACUACAUCAGAGCCAACAUGAUGGCCAUCUUUAACGAUGAAAGUGAUUACUCAUAUAUGAUUGGGGAAGUGACUCAGAGAUUCUACACUGAGCUUGAGCUCAAACAGCUGCUGGACUUCAAAGCGGCACUGCAGGCGGCAGGCUUCAGCUCAGUGGCCAAAGAUGUCCAUGAGGCCACGGAGAGGACGAAGGCCCAAGUGAAAUGGAUGGACGAGAAUCAAGAAAAGAUGAUCCAGUGGUUGACCUCAGCAGCAAAUUAGCAAAUUAAGACAAAACAAAUUAACAAAACAAAUUAAGUUAAAGAGGAACUAUGCAGGAUUGGCGAUUUCAUCUCUGGUUUCGGUUUCGUUGUUCGUUUUCGCUCGUUUUAUGCUUGCAUUUUCUCUGCAGAGCUUCCCCGACAGCUUUAGCGUGUAUAUUUAUACAUGUAUAGGCUAUAUUUAAAUAUAUAAAUUGCAAGUGUGGUUCUUCGUCUCAGACUUCCAGAUGUAAACAAAGAGCGAUCGUCUUCUGCAGAAAGUUGCAUAGGGUCUCUUUAAAGCUUGGCAACCCUUGGCAGGAUCAGCUACAUUUCCCCCUCUGCUGGAGAAAGUGUACUGUUCAUGCUGUCUCUUAUUACUGUAACUGUGAAAAAAAGUAACGGGACGGUAAGUCUUAAAGUUGCCAGGUUGGUUUUCAGCCUGGGGAGGCCAGGGGGAGGGCACUCAUGGGGAAAGCCACCAUUUUCACCGGAACAGAUCAUUUAAUCAUCCAAAUGAUUUCUAAACGGGUUUGUUACGUUGAAAUGGUUGCCAAGUCCCCUUUAACAUUUAGUUCAUUCAUUUAAAGCUGAGGUUGGCAAGAAUGUUUUAAUCAUAGUCACUGAAUCCAACAGUAUGCUCCGACAGAACAUAAAUCAGCCGGUUUUAGUAAAAAAACCACGUUUUGUUUUGCAAAAAUUCACCGCUCUCGAUUCUUGUGAUCCAAUAAGCGCAGGGCUGUGUGGUCAUUGGCAUACCUGACUGUCAAUCACAGUUCGUGCACAGUCACUAACAAGCAUAACCUCGAUGGGAGGGUGCUCGGUGGUAGUGGGGGAGGGGCAUGAGAUACGUUCAAAAUGUUGGCUACGUCCCCUCAAUCUGCCAGCCCUGCCAACUGCAGCUUUAAUUCAUCAAUUAACUAUAAACUUACUUUACAGCAAAGUCAAAAGAGGUUCCUUGUUAUCAAAUUAGUUUGAUACAUUGUGUUCUAGUUGUCUACUGUGUAUUAUC